CGCUGGCGGAAAAGGAGCCAGGGCGCGAUAAGCGUUUGGGCUCGUCUCCCCUUCCAAAAACAAAGAUGUCUACCGGCGGCCCAAUGUUACACUUUUGCGAGACGAACGGCUGCACAGCUGAGGCCAAGUUACAGUGUCCGACAUGCAUCAAAUUAGGAAUACAGGGUUCAUUCUUUUGCUCACAGAGUUGUUUCAAGGGCUCUUGGGAAUCACAUAAAUUACUACACAAGAAGACUAGAGCUUCAGACUCUCCAUCACAGUACAAUCCAUGGCCAUUUUAUAUGUUUACGGGUAAUUUACGGCCCUUUCCUAGGAGCGCUAAGCGUGAGGUUCCAGCUAGUAUAGGUCGACCAGAUUAUGCAGAUGACCCACAUGGGUUUCCCCAUUCUGAACAGAAACUCAGAGGGUCCACUAACAUUAAGUGCCUUUCCGAUGAGGAGAUCGAGGGAAUGAGAGUAGCUUGCAAGUUAGCCAGAGAAGUCUUAGACGAAGGUGUCAAAGCCACAGAUGUUGGUGUUACAACAGAUGAAAUAGACCGCAUAAUACACGAGGCAGCAAUAGAGAGGGAGUGUUAUCCAUCACCAUUAAAUUAUCAUGGUUUCCCAAAGUCUUGUUGUACUUCAAUAAAUGAGGUCAUAUGCCAUGGGAUUCCAGAUAUGAGACCACUACAAAAUGGCGAUAUAUGCAAUAUUGAUGUCACUGUAUAUCACAGAGAAUACCAUGGCGAUUUGAAUGAAACUUUAUUUAUAGGCGAGGUUAGCAGUAUAGCCAAGAAUUUGGUCAAAACCACUUGGGAAUGUUUACAAAAAUCCAUUGAAAUAGUGAAACCCGGAGUAAAAUAUCGAGACAUAGGAGCUGUGAUCCAGAAACAUGCCCAUGCCCAGGGUUUCUCUGUGGUGCGGUCAUAUUGCGGCCAUGGAAUCCACAAGCUGUUUCAUACUGCACCUUCUGUUCCUCAUUAUGCAAAAAAUAAGGCUGUUGGUAUCAUGAAACCUGGACAUACUUUCACCAUUGAACCUAUGAUUUCGGAAGGCACUUGGAAAGACGAACAGUGGCCUGAUAACUGGACUGCUGUGACAACUGACGGGAAGCUUUCGGCACAGUUCGAGGAGACUUUGCUUGUCACCGACACGGGAGUCGAAGUCCUCACACGACGCAGAGAGAAGAAUGGCCAGCCGUAUUUUAUGGACUGAGGGUAGUGUCCCAAAGAGCAGCUUUUAGCCUGCGAAUGCAUCACCUUGCACAUUGCACCACAGAGAGGAGACCAAAUGUUAUCAGUUGUGGAAGAAUUUCACACUUCAUUUAUGAGGGGUUACCAUCUUUUUACAUUUUUACUGUAUAUCCCUUGAUUGUGGAAGCCAGCGAAUCACAGCAUUUCAUCUGGAUCCCAUAGGUUUUUAGUUUCUUUAAUAUAUUUGAUUUUUCUCUUCUGUACUGACGACCACCAAGGGAGAUCUAGAAAUGGGAUCAAGAUGCAGCCUUUUCUUUUUUUGUUUUAUUUCAGAUCAGCUGAAUGUUGAAUAAUUAUCAUUUCAUUUUCUUGGGGUAAAAGUGAUAAAGGAUUAUUUAAAUUAUAAUAUUCAAUUUGAAAGUGUGUGUUUACAGAAAAUGAAUUCUAAUUUUGCUAUUGUAGAAAGCGCACGUACGGGGACACGGCAGUGAUGUAAAAAACAAACUUCCUUGGAAAUAUGUGCUCAUAUUUAAAGACGAAGGAAUUAUUCGAGUUUUGUAUUCUAACAGUGAAUGACUUGAAAUGAGAGUUAGUAAAGGGUACCAGCUGUGGCCUGGAGCCAUGGCAGCUGAUAGUCAGGGAAUGAAAUGCUGUGCAAUAAUUUAAUGACCACCAUUUGUAUUAAAGGUGACAGGAGUUGCGGAGGAACAUGAAACUCUCCAUUACCAUUUUACACUAUUGUUAGUGUGAUAUUGUUUUAGGUGAGGUAAAGGUGAUGCAAUGUAAUUUUGGAGUAAUUGUCACUACAGUAUUGCUAAGUUAGAUGAAAUUCAGCAUUGACCAUAAUAAUUAUUUCCAAGAUGUCCAACAUUGGGAAGAACUUUAUGCUUUCAAAGAAUAUAUUUUUAUCAGUGGGUAAAAUGUAAUAAGGUUCUUUUAAUAUUUUUAAAUUCUGUUUUAUUCAUCAUGAAAGGUUUGGUAGUUAACUUCAUUAUCACCCUCAAUUUGGUGCACUUUCUUUGCAUAAUGACGAGUUCCCUUUAAAGUUAGUUGUCACGUUCCAGAUCACUUUAUAUUUUUAGCAAGGGAAGUUGCUAUAUAUUGUAUUUAGGUUAGAUUGGCCAGUGGGAAAAUUUGAGUUCGUUUAUCCACAAUUAUAAAACAGUGAGCCAGAUUUACUCCACAUAUUUAUCUGUAAAGCUACUAGUAUUAUUUACCCCACGAUCAUGAAAUGUAUUGUUCGCAGUCAGCUAACUUUGCAAGGCUGAUUUUAGAUACUAUUCCAUUGUACUCCAGAAAUGAAACCUUUCUUUUAUGUGAUACUCUUAUAACUUGUUUUUUGUUCCCCUAUUGUAGUAAUUGUUUGGAAUGCCUGGUUCUGUUUCAGAACAUGUAAGAGGAAGAAAACCAUUUGUACUCCUUCAGAUAUAACUCAAUGAACCUAUUUUGCAUAAAAAAAAGAAUUUGUAAGCAUUUCCCAGUUCAUGUAAAAUUUGUUCCUUGUUGUAUUGUAUGAAAUAAUGCCCUUAUUUAAAUAUAUUGUUUGAAUACCA
Molecule: messenger RNA, 2724 nt
Organism: Macrobrachium nipponense
Lineage: Eukaryota; Metazoa; Arthropoda; Malacostraca; Decapoda; Palaemonidae
Product: methionine aminopeptidase 1-like
Exons: 9
Coding region: 66-1193 (375 amino acids)
Biological process (GO): proteolysis
Cellular component (GO): cytosol
Molecular function (GO): metalloaminopeptidase activity
Source: RefSeq, a predicted model, not a curated record